GAGAAGAUGUUGCGCUGUGUGGAGUUGGAUGCAAACGAGAAAUCACUGUCAGGCGCUCUAAACGGGAAUAAACAUAAUUUUAUUUAAAUAACGACGAUUUCUUUAUCUCAUGUGGACAGUUUAAAGAAGUUAAGAUGCAUACAACUCGCAGUCCGUCCGCAUCCAUCCAGGCAGGAACGGUUGGGGACCUUUAGGACCUCAGUUUGACCGGUUCUCAGCUCACGAUGGGCCGCAGACCCAGCAGUGCUUCUCCAGGAAAGCACUUUUCCCGGUCCAUAUCUGUAUCCGUGGCCAGUGACGGCCGGGGGAAACGAAACACUUUGACUGAUGGAGGAUUGGGGAGUUCACGAGGAAUUAAGAACCUGCGCCGGUCCAAUAGCACCACACAGGUGAACCAGCAGGCCAACACAAGCCUCAGCGAUGGCCACACAGAAGACUUCCUGGCUCUGUUCAACAGCAGCACUGAUGGACGCAGGAAACUGGCCAGUCUCUCCAAGACGUCCAAAGACCAAACCACCUGGAACAUCCUGGAUGAACAGCCGAGGGCGUUUCCUGUACCCAGCAGCUCUCACAGUACCUGCAGCAUGGAUUCUCCUACAGGACUGAAGAAGAGGGAGGCUGGAGUCUUUCUGGCUGCCAACUUCACUGCCAACAACAGGAGCAAUAAAGCCGCUGUGGGGAACUCCGUGACCACCAUUCUCCAUAACAACCACUCAGAGAAGCCCCUCACUCCCAAGAGCUCCAAUCAGAAACCAUCGUUUAAUAACAUCAUCAAAGCCACAGUGAAUGACGAUGGGUCUGCAGAUGUAGCCGGUUCUCUCACUAAGUCUCAGAAGAACUUCUCGGCAUCCUCAGGCUCCAACAACAACAGCCCCCGAAGCCCAGGUCAACCCCGUAGACGAGAGGUGACCGAGGAAGAGGCAGAGAGGUUUAUUCAGCAGGUGAAUCAUGCAGCUGUUACUAUCCAGCGUUGGUUUCGUCGCCAUGCCAACAGAAAGAGAGCCAAUGAAAAUGCUCUCAAGCAAGUUCUAGCAUCCGAAAAGAAGGAGAGGGGAAAGAGAGCAGAUGAGAAAACCUCUGAAUCAAUAAAGAAGAAAGAAGAUGAUAGAAAACGCAUCAGAGAGGAGAAAGCCCGUCUGGCCCGACUUACUGCUAUACAGGAGCUUCAGCAGAAAAGAGCUCAACGGGCAGCAGAGGUCCACCAGAUAGCAGAGGAGGAGCUGGAGGCACUAAGACAGGGAAAAACAGGCCGUAAAACACUUUCCAAGAGUUCACCAACUUCUCCCAUUGAUAUUAAAACUAAAAACACAGACUCUAAUGUGAAUGUGGUUUCUGAUCUGGAAGAUGUGACUAAUCUGAGGGCCGUGUCACCUGUUGGUUCUCUGUGCAGAAGUUCUCAGUGUUCCCAGGAGAUCCUGCAGAGGUCUGUAAGCAUGGAGGACCAGCGGCAGGGGGUGCCAUCGAGUAGGGCUCAAUCAAAAACCACCCUAAAUGAUUUGCUGGACACACUGAAACUCUUAGAAGAGGAGCCGGAGAGACUGUCAGAUCCCAAAAGCUGCAGAAAGGACAAGUACUCUUGGAUUGAUGAGGAUGGAGACUCCAACUCCCUGACCACCGAUAACGUGGAACGACACAGGCAGUUGAGUCAGGCUCCUGUCCUACCAGAUGGGGGUGCCCUGCUGUCUGAAGCCAAACUGCAAAGCAUUAUGAGCUUCCUGGAUGAGAUGGAGAAAUCUGAGCAGGAGAGACCACGCUCAGUCACCUCCGGAUCACACCGAGAGGUGGUUUUGUCAGAGGAGGAUCUAGCAGUUGUCGAACAAGCAUCAGCCACGGCGGCUGAGGUUACAGGAUCCAUGAUGAGACUCAAACUGGAGCUGGAAGAAAAGAAGCGCACCAUUAAUAUGCUUCAGACGGCGCUGGCCCAGCAGAGGGAGCUGACGAUCCGUCACGUAAAGGAAACAGAAAAAGAGCUCAAUCAUAACUUUCAGCAGCACAAACAGCAGUAUGAAGCCACAAUACAAAGACACCUGACGUUUAUAGACCAGCUGAUUGAUGAUAAAAAGGCCCUGAGUGAACGCUGCGAGGAGGUGGUUGGAGAACUCAAGCAGGUGGAUCAGAAGUACACUAAGAAGAUAGCUCAGAUGCAGGAACAACAUGAACUGGUGUGGCAAAUUCUGGGUCCCAUGUGUGAGGAGAUUAAGAAGCUGAAAGAGUUAAUGAGUGCCACGGAAAAGAUCCGCAGGGAGAAAUGGAUCGAUGAGAAGACCAAAAAGAUCAAGGAGAUUACAGUAAAAGGUCUGGAGCCAGAAAUCCAGAAGCUGAUCUCUAAACACAAGCAGGAGCUGAAAAAACUCAAAGCUCUUCACGAGGCUGACCUGCUCCAGGCGGACGAGAGGGCCGCUCAACGCUACGUCAGGCAGACUGAGGAACUGCGACAGCAGCUGGAGCGAGAGAGAGAUGAACAGUGUCAGAGAGAGAGAGAACUGGCCAAGCAGAGGUUUGAGAAGCAGCUGCAGGAGGAAGAGAACGUUUUGCAGCAGCAGAGGAGACGUCUCUACAAGGAGGUUUCAGAGGAGAAAGAACGACUCGCACAGCUGGCAGCCAGGCAGCGUGCUGAACUCGAGGACUUGAGGAAGCAGCUUGAAGACAACAGUUCUCUGGCAGGAAAAGCACUCAGAGAGGAGCUGGAGAAGAGCCGAGAAGAACAGGAGAGACGACACCAGGUUGAAAUAAAAGCCUUGAAGGAAAGACUUGAGAUUGAGAAACAGACGUGGGAAGAAAAUUACAUGAAGAAAGAGGAAGCAUGGCUGUUGAGCAGAGAGAGAGAGCUGAAAGAAGAAGUGCGCCGAGGGAGAGACAAAGAGAUCGAGCUGGCCAUCCAGAGGUUGGAGGAGGAAACCAGAGCGGCGAGAGAGGAGUGCGAGAGAGCGUCUGACAACCGGAUAAAGCGCGUGAGGGAGAAAUACGAAGCCGAGCUCAGAGAUCUGGAGCGUUCGGAGCGGGCGGCACUGCAGAAACAGCAGGAGAUGCGAGAGAAAGGGAGCGAGAUGGAGGCAGAGCUUCUCCGUCUGCAGUCGCUCUUACGACAGAAAGAACAGGAGAUUAGUGACCUCUCCCAGGCACGUGACAAGUUGUCAGAGGAGCGUCGCAGCCUGGCGGAAGUGAUAAGGCAGGAAUUUGCUGAACGGUUGGUAGAGACAGAAGAAGAGAACAAGAGGAUGAAAAUCGAGGUGUCGGAGGCCAAGGCACGACUCCGAUUAGAGGUGGAACGAGUAAGUCGAGAGAAAGAGGAGGAGCUUGCGGAAGUGCAUCAAAGAGUGAAGUCGGCUAUUCUGAAGAAAGAGGAGACUGUGAAUAACCUGAGGAAACAGCACGAGGCUGCGUUGAAGAGAGCAGAUCAUCUUGAAGCUUUGUUGGAACAGCAACGAAAACAGCUCUUGGGGAAAUGAUUGACAAGUUGGGGCAUUGGGCCCUCCCACCAACCCAACCCUUGUGUGAUGCCGUCCCCUGCACAACAAAAUAUUCUCAUCCUCUAUUGUUUUGUCUGGUUUCUUUUGUUUGGGUAAACUGAGGAAUGAAAGACCAUCCCGUCAAACCAUCCAUGACAUGUGAAAUUCCCAUGGGAGCAGGACCAAAAAUAAGAGACAAAUUUCAUUUUUAUGUUGCCUUGUUUUUGUGUGUCUCUCUUGCUUGCACGGGUUUGACCAAAUUGCAGACUCCACCCAACCCCUGGCAUCAGGCACAGAUAAAUAAAUGAGCAAAUGCAAGCGGGAUGAUGUCACUAAACUUUAAGAACAUGUUCGCUUUAUAUUUCACCUCGAAAUCAAAAGAAUAAAAUAGGAAUUACAUUUUUAUAGGGAAUAUUAUCCUGUAUAUUAAGAAUAUAUAUUUCAAUUUUUUUUACUAUUUAUAUGCCUUGGUAGUGCUGGUGCACUGGUUUUAACUUAUAAAAACAUGAUUUUAAUUUAUUAAACAUGAACAGUUUUGUAAAUUUGGUUACAGUAAUUUGUUACUGUUGUACACUAGAAAUUUACUGUAUUACAGUAAUAAUAAUCCUGUGAUAAUAAUCUUAAAAAUAUUCAAAGGGUAUGCUAAUUGGGCUUAAAAAAAGCUUCAUUUUCUUUGUGCAAAUUUUUUUUUUUCUUUUGACUUUUAGGGUGAAAUAUUUUGGCACUUGUUUUGGUGAGAUCCAACCAAGAUGUUAGCUGCUCACAGUGGCAUUCACUAGAAUCUUUUUUCCAGAUGUCCCCCCGCUCUCCAGUUUGGGAAAUGUCAGAGUUUACAGUAGACACGAAUAGACAAAUUUGUAACCCUCAACAUUAAAGUAAACCCCCACCACCACUAUCAGCACACGACUACACGGCCACACUUCCCUUUUUUCUGCUGCAUACAGACGCCUCUUGUCCCGAAGCUUCUCAGGGCUAUCUGUAAAUUACAGGAGAUGUCCCAGAAGUCCCCAGGCCACCAAACAUGCUCGCACACAGCCCUUAGUGAAGCCCAACUGUUCAUCAAACGUCAGGUAAAGAUGGAAGCACAGAGGUUUCAGAAAGUUUCUGACAGGAGAGAAGAAAAGUAUGAAGUGGGUUUUUUUGUAGAUUGACAUUAGAAAAGCUCUCGUAUAUACAUGGCAUGCUGCUGUUUUGCGAUGAGUUGUGAUUGAGGUUCAGUUGAGAUGGACAUAGAAAGUUGGAUAGAGAUUGAAAAUGAGACAAUUCAAAGUAGAAAAGAUUGACGGUGUUUGUAUAGGUGAUGGCUGGGCUGGACCAUAACUGAUGUUGACGAAGUAGGACACGUGCCUUGAUCAACAUCCUUGUUGGCCCCCGGUAGAACAAUGGUUAAGCUUAGGGUUGGGUUUUGAAUUAUGUUUUUAUCAACUCAUCAUUUACACAGAUUCCUCUAUUGCUGCCAACUACUGAACCCAGGAAUGACUUUGUUUCCUUAAACAAACUGGAGCAACAUUCCUAACAAAAAGCAAAGCAUGCAUGUUUGGUGACCUGGCGGAGACGUAGCAUAAAUUGUACUGAAAGCCCUCUCUCUCUCUCCUUCUGCAAUGUAUUCCAAACGUCCUGCCCAAGAGAGGAGCCACCGGGACAAAUGCAGUAUAGCAGGAGUUUGGGUGGGUGGGACUUCAAAACUCUCACUGGUCUUCUUUGUUUUUUUGUUGGGAAGUCCUUAUCUUUAUUUUUUGUAACAUGACAUUGUUUUAAUAAGGAUGUACAUCAGAAAAACGAAACAUUAGUGCAGUGCAACAAACUGCAGACAUGAAAUGGAAGACACUAGCAUCACCAAACAAAUUCGGGAAUCUGUUGUUUACCGUUGUGAAUCUGGUAGAUUCACAACAUUGACGGUGCAAGUUUACAACCGAUUGCAAUUUCGUUUGUUGUUGCCAGUGGCGCAGAAACUACAUCCCGUAAGCUUUCUAAGCUUCCUGUUAUUUUAUAUUCGAGUGAAUGAUAGGCAGGGAAUGUAACCGUUGUUAUCUUGGUUGUAUACCGUUGUUAUGUGAGGAGAAAGUGCCUCGUUGUUGUUUGAGGGUUUCCUAGAGACAAACAGAUCAAGUGUGUCAUUUCAGUGUGGUGAAGCCUGUGAACGCUCAACAAGCUUGCUGUUUAAAAUGCCACAAGAGACCAAUUUCACUACAGCAAGCUAUCAUGUGGCCCAGGCACACAUACAAGCAUCAUUUCAUGACUCAUUUGCCGAUAUCACACUUCAAUGUAAGCAUGUGCAUCCGAGGUCAGUUGGAUGCAUUUUAUUAGAACCUAAGUGUGAGGUUUUAUGUUAAAGACAUUCUGAGAAUGUUUCCGAUACGUUGCGUGAGGGUUAAAAGUGAAUUUUGGCAGCAGAUGCAGGUCCUUGGCUGUCUUUUCCCUCCGUCGGUUGGCAUGGCUGGUGCGUGUCAGUCCCACUCGUGCCAAUGAACCCUUCUUUUGUGUGUAUGUGUGUGUGUGUGGUGUUUAAGAGCCAAGCGCCGGUCGCCAUUUUAUUCUGGUGUUUCGUAACUUUGAACUGAAAACACUACUUAUUAUCAUCUUAUAUUCAAUUAGUUGGGGAAUUGUUUUCCCCUGAGAUGACUCUUAUAAGUUUUUGUGUUUUGUUUGUUUUUGCAUGUGUUGUUGUUUUUAAGUUAAAUGUGCUCUUAAACGUAGCUCUUAAUAUGACCUUUUUUACCCACUUCCUGUAUUUUGUUCGUCAGGAUUAAUAGCUGUGUUUUCCCGCAGUGAAGAAAAGAACCUUUGAUUGUCAUUAAGAAAAUAAAUCUUUAA
This is a messenger RNA of Triplophysa rosa, 6263 nucleotides long. It is a transcript of the gene cep131, whose product is annotated as centrosomal protein 131. The transcript has 27 exons. The coding region runs from base 225 to 3449 and encodes 1074 amino acids. Gene Ontology annotation, molecular function: protein binding. The record is from RefSeq and is a predicted model, not a curated record. Gene Ontology annotation, cellular component: centriolar satellite. Lineage: Eukaryota; Metazoa; Chordata; Actinopteri; Cypriniformes; Nemacheilidae. Gene Ontology annotation, biological process: intraciliary transport involved in cilium assembly; regulation of centrosome duplication; cilium assembly.